UAUAGACCUAUAAAAAUUAUAUAAAAAAUUAUAUAAAAAAGAUAAUUUUGAAACAAAAAUCGAGAAAUCGUUCGACGUGAUUUGAUAGCGAUACCGUUUCUUUAACGAAUAAACGGAAGAAAAGGAUCAUUAUUCUUGAGUUUACGAUAGUACAGUAAAGACCUUGUGUUAUUAAGCAAAGCAACGGUAUUAUAUCGAAGGUAAAAUAAUGAAGAAACGGAGACCGUGUACAUGGAAUACAUCUAGUUCUCCAGCAAAUUUACCGACGUCUCUUCGUACUCGUGAGUUCGACAGUAUUCCUGUUAAAGUCAAAAGUUUUCAUGAUUUGAAGCGUUUGAAACGAGGUAGCUCGAAAUCGCACAAAAAGAGUGCGAAAUAUAGGGAACAACCUUCAUUGAAGAGAGAUGCGUUUGGAUCGUUAGAAUCUUUGUUCGAUUUGAAAAAACCUUUAAAUUUGCCGGACGUAUGCUCGUUGACGAUCGAGUAUCAUCAAGAGGGUCACAUAGUACCUUUUAAAUCGAAAGAUCCAAAGAAUUCUGAGACUUUCUUAAAAUUGCUUUCUUUGCAACAAGUGGAUCUUGAACCGCACAUUCUUGAACGGACUUACGAGACAGAUGAUUUUAAUAGUACACCGGAGGAAAUUAAGCAAGAAUCGAAUUUUGAAACAUUGAAAACGUUAAAAGAAAUUGAAAAUUUGGAUCAAGAAGAGAAAGAACCAGAAAAAAACAUGGCUGACGAAGAUGCAGAUAUACAAGAAGUUCCCGACGAAAAUGUCGAAGAAGAUGUCGAAGUCGAAGAGCCACCAAAAGAGAAGGAAGAAAUAGAAUCUGUAACAGUGUCGGAACCGGUAGUAAAAUCGGCGACCGAAGAUAAGGAAGAAUGGCCUCCAUCAUAUCCGCUUCCUCCUGGUGUUGGCGAAGGUACGCCUAUUAAACCUGGUGGACGAAAUGAAUCGAUAUUAAGUUCAUCUCCUUUGACUGAUAGCGCUGUAAUGAUGGAAAUGAAGAAAGCGGACGAUCGUUGCAUUGUGCUUGCAAAAGAAAUUGAACAGCUGAAGCAAGAAAUAGCUACGCUUACAAUUAAAAAAGAUUUAACCGAUGAAGAUACGUUAAUAAUACAUGAGAAGCAGGACGAAGUGAUGAGAAAGCUGACAGAAUUCGAACAGAUAACCCGGAAGCUACAACGACUACUAGGUUUGUCUGACAUCUCGAGCACUACUUUUGCUAAGAUGUUUGAUAUGCAACCCAUUAUGAAACCUAGUGCCAUCAUUGCCGAGGAGGAAGAACUUGAAAUAAUAAGAGAAAAGGUAGAUAUGAUAGAUAAAAAGACGGAUGUAGAAAUAGAAAAGCUUAGAGAACGUUUCGACUUGCCUCAGAUAGAAUAUCCAGAAGACAAACUUCCAAGAGUAAUUGUCUGUGGAAAUACGGAAGAUGAAAUUCCAAAAAUUGUUGUGGCAGAUAGUAAAAAGAAAGGAAAAGACAGAUGUCUUCAGAGUUUGACAGGAAAGUUAACAGAAUCGUUGACCAUGCAGGAAAAAUUGGUAUUAGAGAAUGCACAGCUUGAAGGUGGCAAAUACAAAUUAGAAGAAGCAUUGCUAGAAAAAGAUACCGCUGUUGAGAGUCUUCAGAGGAAGGUAUGCGGGCUACAGGCUGAAAUGAGAAUAGUCAUGAAGGAAAAUGUGGAACUGACACGUCAAUUAGCUUGCUUGAAUCAACGAAUCACUAGUCCUUGUUACACACCUUGUUGUCCAGGUGGAAUUUCGUCUGAAGUAUCAAGUCCGUCUCCUCUACGUUCAAUUUCGUACACCAAUACGUUACAGCAAGACGACGAUUAUUGUCGAUGCAAGUGUUGUGUCCAACCUCAAACAGCUGAUACUUUGUCACCAAAUACUGUAUGCGAUUCACCAAGACUCGCGGGUGGCGCGUCAAUAACAGGUGUUUGCGUUACAAGUGGUGCUUCUUCUCAAAUCGACAUGUGUUGCCGAAGUCCCGCCACAGUUAAAACACCGUGUACAGGACCACCACCUCCUCCAAGGGGGACUUGUCCUGCAGAAAUAGAGAACAAACUUGCAGCUUAUGGGAACAGUACCAAACAGCUAGAGCAACAAUUGGGUAGCAUGGAAUGCGAAGUGCGCAAUAUGCAAAUAGAGCUUGCCAAUGUUCAACGAGAACGUCAACAAUUAGAACAACAGCGAAAAUUACUGAAAUGUACUGGUCCUUGCGCACCUUGUGGUUGCUGUCCUCCUUCACCUUUGACUCUUCAGACACCAAACGGAUCCCCUGCAUACGUACCUCCUGUACCAGUUGUACAGCCGCCUUCUAUACCUCUUCCUAAGGGCGCUAGCACGUGUCCUCAGCAACAGUUACGUGACCUACGCGAACAAUACGCACGUCUACAAGAUGAUUACAAAAACAAAUUAUGCGAGGUUUCGUGUUUAAGAACAGAUGCUGAUAAACUGAAACAACAAACGCGUGAAGCUAUUGAAGAGAAAGAAAAAUUAGAAAUUAAGCUUGUAGAUGUUCAAGAACGUUUGAAGGCAAUGGAAGCUGAAAAAGAAAAAUACGAAGGUUUUAAGGAGCAAAUGGUCGAGCAAGAGCAAACGUUGAUUGUCUUUAAGCAACGUUUUCGAGAAGCCCAAGACGAGCUUGAAGAAUUGCGAUCCUUGAUUCAAGACCAAGCCGCUCAGUUGGAGGAUUAUCGAAAUAAAUACUUACAGAAUCAGUUCCAAGAAAAACUAGCAGAACUUGCGCCCUUGCCGGACAUUCUGAAACAGACACAAGUGAAACUACAGGAAGCGCAACAAAUGCGUUUGGUUGCAGAACGCAACUGCGAAGAUCUUUCGCGGGAAGUCAUAGGUUGUAAAGAUAAAAUUCAAACUCUGCAAAACCAAUUGGACGUUUUGCGUCAAGAACACCAAGCAAUGCAGGAUGAAAGAGGCCAUGGUUCGGGACGAUUCGACGAAUUAGAAAGAAAAAAUACCGAACUACGACAUGAGAACGAACGUAUGAAAAAUACGCUUGCAAGAUUUGAAGAGCACGAUGCGCAAUUACAAAAACGCAUCGAUGAAAAAAUGCACGAAGUCACACAAUUGACAGCAAUGCUCGAACAAGUUCGAGAGGAUUCUGCGAGACAAGUGGCAAGAACGAAAGAAAGAUGUGAAACUAUAAGGAGGUCUAUGCAAGGUCAAAUUGCAGAAAUGGAACGACAAUUAGCUCAAUGCAGAGCUACUGCAAGAGCUGCACAAAAAGAUAGAGACGAAAUUAGACAGAAAAUGCAAGGUCAAAUAAACAACUUAAAUGAGGCGUUUGAACAGGCUCAAGGUCGGAUAAGAUCAUUGCAAGGUCAUGUAAAUUAUUUGAAAACAUCUUACAGCAACAUUUUCAAGGGACAAGGAGAGAUGCCACCUGGUGUUUUACCGGGAGAGGCUGGGGUGGGUUUCGAUUCCUGCGACUGCAAUUAUUAA
Messenger RNA from Heterotrigona itama, 3463 nucleotides. The record is from the annotation of a GenBank genome assembly. Lineage: Eukaryota; Metazoa; Arthropoda; Insecta; Hymenoptera; Apidae.